GACAUGCAUGCGAGUAUAGCAUAUCGCACGCUGUUUUCGUGCCGCAAUGCGGGGCCGGCAAUUCGCUCGGGUCCUUUGACCAGUAACCCCCGCACGCUUGUUUCAGAGCACGUGAUAGAUCUAUACCGUUUAGAUUUGCCCUGAGGUUUGACGCUGGCAACAAAUGUGUAUUUCAAGUUUGGCUUGUCCCGUGCGGCUGGCACGGUCGCCUAACGAGACGGUGUUGAGAUGAAAUAACAUAUGAUGGUUGAAGAGCAUGGAGCGGGCGUAAGCUUUGCCCCAGACAUGCGCGGCGAUGCAGCUCCUGCUGCACAGUGGCCCAGGGCGCUUAAGCCAGGUCUUCGCGAUAGCAUUACACUUCGUGGUCCACGGAGACCUUCUUCGGCGCGCUCCAACGGCGGCAUCCGGCCUGAAGAGAGCCGGGCUGGUUGCGGCGGCUGCUUCGGCGGCGGCCGCAGCCGCAAGCGCGCCCGCUGGCCAGACACCUCGGCGGCCGCCGAGGGCAGUGACGGCGACGGCGGCGGAGCUGCGGCACCUCAGCUGGGUGACGGGGCCGGGGGCAGCGGCACUGAGGCGUGCCUGGGCGGCGGCGGCGCCGACGACGGCCGCCCCCUGUCCGUGUCCGUGUCUGUGGCUUCAGCCGGCGUCAGCUCGCUGCGCUCAGCACUGCUAGCACUGGUGGGCGGCGGCGGCGGUGGCGGCGGCGGCGCGGGCGCCGACGGCGCCAGCCCCAGAGCCGCCUCCACAGCCUCCGCCGGCCGCGACGCCAGCCGCUCACACAAGGCUCCGUCGUCGCCUGCGGCGGCAGCAGGCGGCGGCGGCGGCGACAGUGGCAGCCAGCGGCGCAUGCUGCGUGUGGACGGCGUGCCGGCUCCGGUGAAGACACACGACAAGAGCAGCCAGCCGCAGAAGCCCAGCCUGCGUGUCACCUCCGCGCAGCAGCAGGGGUUGCGGUCGGGGCAGCAGGGCCUGAAGCAGGGCGGAGGCGGCGGUGGCGGCUACGGCCGCACCAGUACCGGCCUGUCGGAGGUGGACGCCACCAACGCAGACGACCACAGGCGCAGCGUCGGAGGCGGCGGAGGCGGCAAGCCGAUUGAUGCGGUUACAGCCAAGGCACGGGCGCCGGCGGGCGGAGCGGUGAAGUCGACGUGGCUGCUUGCUGGCGAUGAUGAUGACUGUGGUGGUGGCGACGGCAGCCAGCCCGACAGCCCGGCGGCGGCGGGCAGCAUGCCGGCGCCGGGGCCGGGUGCGGCCACAACCGCCACAACCGCCAACCACAAAACCACGACGACAACGACAAAACGCACGGUUACCAGCACAAGUUCGUACGCGACGUCAUCCACCUCAACCGUCACAACGUCCCGACCGGCGUUCGGUGCCGGCGCCGGCGGCACCGCCACAACCACCACCACAACCACCGCCAUGUCCCACCACCAGCAACAUGCCUCGUCCUUCGCCAGCGCCACCACCACCACCACCACAACCGUGGCAUCAGCGGAACCCUCGCCUUCCGUGUCCGCCGCCACGCACGCCGCUCCCGCUGCUCCCUCCGCCGCUGCUACAGCCGCCGCUCCCUCCGCCGCUGCUACAGCCGGUGCUACACCCGGUGCGCGGCAGUCGCAGCGCCGCGACUCCACCUACAUGACGCUGGUGGAGCAGGCGGGCGACUCCAUUGGCGAGUCCAGCCGCAUCCCGGAGCUGGCAGAGCUGAGGAGGGGGCUGGGGCUCGGGCCGGGGCCAGCGCCGCGGCUCGGGUCGGGGCCGGGGCUGGGGCUGGGAGGGACCCGCGCCGCUGCGCCGCCCCACGCGGCGGCGGCGGCGGCGGGCGGCGGCGGGCGGUGGGGUGGAGGCGAGGGGGACAGCGGUGGAGGCGGAGGCGCAGGCGGAGGCGUUGGCUACAAGGUCGCGGAGGGCACACACACGGAACUGGAUCCGGAUCCGGAUGUGAAAAUGGCGGACGCUGAUGCGGCCCGGGCGGAGGCGGAGGCGGCGGCGGCUGUGGCGGCAAUGGCUUCGCUGGUGGGCGCGGUCCCGGCUGGCGGCGGCGGCGGCGGCGGCUCCACCGCUUCCGCGUCUGUGAGCAGGAGCCGCGGCGGCGCCAGCAGCAGCAACACCGGCGGCUUUGGCAGCAGCAGCAAUGCUGGCGGCGGCGGCGGUGGCGGCGGCGGGGGACUAAUGACGACCACGUUUGAGAAUGUGACCAUGUCGGCGUGGGCGGAGGAGGGACUGGCGGGAGAGCAGGCGCCGGCAGGGGCGCUGCCGCCACUGCUCGGCGCCAUACCUGAGCUAGCGGCGGCGCGUCAGCCGCAGCAGCCCAACAGCAACAGCAACAGCAUCCCCAGCUCGCAGGCGGCGGGCGCGACGCAGCGCCCAGCCCUGGCAGCGGCCGCGUCGGCGCCGGUGUCGGCGGCGGAGCCGGCAACAGCGGCGGCGGCGGCGGCGGCACAAGCUCCGUCAGCCAAUGCCAGCCCCGGUCGGCUAGCUCUGGCCGGCCGGCUGGGCAGGUCCCUCCGCUCGCUCUUCGCCGGCGGCAGCGUCUCCCUACCAGCCACCGCCGCCGUCACCGCCGCCGCCGCCGCCGCCGCAAUGGGCCCGGCUGGUGCGACCGCGGUGACGGUGCCGGAGGCGCAGCCAGACAGCCCGCAUGCCGCCGCCACGGCUCCCGGCAGCGGCGGCGCCGGCGGUGGUAGUGCCGGCCUGGCGGCGGCGGUGGCGGCGCCGUCGCGGCGGUCGCUGGUGGCCAGCCUACGAGUGCAGGUGCGCCCCGUGGCGGCGGCGGCGGCGGCGGGGCGGCGCAGCACGGGGGCCAUAUCGGAGACCGAGGGCGACGUGACGUCGAUGCCGGAGUCUCCAGGUAGCGCCUUUGGCGCCAGGGCUUACGGCGCCAGGUCUGACGGCUACGGCACAAGCGGCUACGGCACAAGCGGCUACGGCACAAGCGGCUACGGCACAAGCGGCUACGGCACAAGCGGCUACGGCACAAGCGGCUACGGCACAAGCGGCUACGGAGGUGGCGGCGGCGGUCAGGGGGGUCCGGCCCCAGCCGCUGGCGUGGCGCCCGCCGCCGGCGCCUCAGGCGGCGCCGCUGCCGCUGCCGCUGCUGACGUGUCGGCGGCGCUGUUGGCGACGGCGCAGUCGGGGCCGCCGCAGGUUGGCGGGGGCGGCGGCGGCGGGGGCGGAGGCGGGGCGCCGGAUGGCGCUGACGCGCAGGGCGAGGGCACGAGGCCGGUGGAGGGCCCGCGUCGCUGGAGAACCGAGGCCGCGCUCGAUCCAGUCGGCCGCACCGCCACCGCCACCGCUGCCGCUGCCGCCGUCCCCAUUCGCGUCUCGGCAUACGGCGACCUCGGUACCAGUGGCGCCGCCGCCACCACCACCACCACCAGCCUCAGCGGCGCAGCGCCGGGCUCGCCCCCGGCCACUGGCGGCGCCACCGGCAGCGGCACUGGCACUGGCGGCAUCCGGGCGGCCUCGUCCGGCUUCAAGCCCAUCGCGCUUCUGGGCCGAUUGCUGGGGGUGCGGGAGCCCAGCGGCAAUGGCAGCGGCGGCGCCGCCUCCUCUGUCGCCAUGUCGGGCCCGGCGGCUCGGAACAGCAGCUUCGCCUCAGUUGGCAGUGACGCCCGAAUUGUGCCACGACAACAGCGACAACAGGCGGCGGCGCAGUCGCGAGCGGGUGGCGGCGGUGAGGCGGCGGCGGCAGCCGGCGACCGGCCGUCGUUUGUGGUGUUGAGAAAUUCGUUGUUUGAUGCGGACGGCGGCGUUGGCGGCGCCGGCGCUGGUUGCAGUGGUGCAGGUGGCGGUGGGAUCGGUAGCAACGCCUGGCCCUCCGUCCGUCGGCCAUCGGAGACGUCACUGGGAACCGGCGCCGGGGGCCCUCUCUCCCCUGACAGCCCACCCUGCACCUCUCCCACCGGCCUCUCUCCGGGCCUGUCACCCGGCCUGUCGCCGGGCCUCUCGCCGGGCCUGUCCCCGGGGUCUCGCUUCGGCCCCGCCGGCGUUACACGCCAUACGUCAGGUCCCGGCUCCGGGCCCUCGCCGCACGCACCCAGGCUGGCGACGACGGAGGCGGCAACGCCCGCGACGGCCGGCGCGGCGCGCGCCAUUGCUGGCGCGGCGGGCAGCAGCGGCAGCGGCGGCGCCGCCAUUGGAGGAGGAGGAGGAGGAGGAGGAGGAGGCGGCGCCCGCGUGUCUAAGCUGCAGCAGCAGUUCCUGGCGCAGCACCAGCAGCGGCUGGAGCUGGAGCCGCCGCUGCCGGGGUCCCGCCGCGGCUCUGUGGUGUGUGCGCCCGAGGCGGUAGCGGCGGCGGUGGCCUACGCCGAGGGUGGCGGCGGCAGCAGUGGGGCUGAGGGCGUGCCGCCGCCGCGGCACGGCAGCGGCGCCGUGCCGGCGGCCUCGGCGACCUCGGCGGCCUCCGGCGCCCCCCUCAGCCGGGACACCCAGGCUCAGGGGCGCUCCAGGCUGCAAGCCUCAGCCGGCGCGGCGGCGGCGGCGGCGGCGCCGGCACCGGCGGCGGCGCCGGCGGCGGACAAGCGGCGGUGGCAGCAGCAGCAGCAGCAGCAGCAGCAGCAGACGCCUGCUCCCCAGGUGCAGGGGCAGGGGCCGCCGCGGCGGCAGCAGGGCCGUAUGGCAGCACUGGCCAGCUUCUUCAUGCGCAGGAAGAGCAGCGCCGGCAGUGGAGGCGCAGCCGCCGCCAGAGGCGGUGGCGCCCUCAGCGACGACGCGGUGGGCGCCGUCAGCGGCGCAGAGGACAGCGUGCAGGGCGGCAGGCAGCGGCGGCGCAGUCGCAGCUUCACCGCGGGCUGUGAGGAGCUGGGAGUGGCCGAGCGGCGAGCCAGCCUGGCGCAGAUGUCGGCAGCAGGCGUUGCGGCGGCGGCGGGCGUGGCGGGCGUGGCGGCGGCGCCGCAGCCCGCGGUCAGCGACAGCGGUGCGGCGCCGCGCGGCCUGGCGGCGGCGGCGGUUGGCGCCGUGCCCUCGGCGGUUAGCUGCAUCAACGAUGAGGUCGACUACUGGCGUCAUACCGGCAGUCGCAACCGUGACGCGCCGCCGCCUGCCACCGCCGCCGUUGCCAACACCGCCGCCGCCACUAGUGCUGCCGCCGCCGCCGCGCUCGGCGGCGGCGGCGGGCCGCGGCCGCUCAAGCCGGCGCUCAGCGUGAAGCGGCGGGUGGGCGUCACAAGCGACGGCACAGGCGCCGGCGGCGGCUUGGCUCCGGCUGUGAGUGUGCGGUGGAAUGAUGACUUGCUCAUCGUGUCCACCGACCUGGGAGACACCGCAGGCGGCGGCAGGGCGGUGGCGGCGGCGGUUGAGCCGGGCUCGCUGCCGCAGGGCCGCACGUCGGCCUCGGGUAGCGUGGCGGGGUCUGUGGGGGGGCUGGGCGGCCCCCGCAGCAUGUCGUACGCGGACCUGUCCCUCAGCGUGCAGCGGGCAGUGCAGACGGUGCAGGCCGCGGCCUUGCAGCGCGCGCGCCGCAGCAUCAGCCCCGACGGCGGCGGAGGCGGCAGCGGCGCCUCGCCGCCCCGCACAGCCGGCACAGCCGCCGCCACUCCCGGUUCCUCGCGGGCCACCACCGCCGCCAGCGGAGAGCGAUCUCGCCGCAUCCGUGCCGCGCCCUUCGCCGCCGCCGUCGACUUGCUCGGUGGCGCCGUCAGCGCCGUCGCCGCCGCCGCCGCAACUCGGCCGACAACAGCCGCAUCCAGCCUUUGCAGCGACGCCGCAUCGCGAGGCCACCGGAGCGUGCGGCUUGCGCGUGCUGCCGCCGCCAUUCACUCUCACACUUCCCAGCAGCCUCGAUCUCGCUCGCCAAGGAUGUCUUACGGCGGUACGGCGCCGGGAUACGUCGGCGUCGGUGGCGAGUUUGCGGCGACGGCCGGUGGCGACGGCCGCGCGUCGUACGAUAUCAUGAUUGUGGAGAAUGGGCAGCGGUCCGAUCCCGAGUCUGCGGCGCAGCACGCCGCGCGCAGCAUGCGGGGCGGCGGCGGCGGCGGGCAGCCGUACUACUACAGCGAUGAUGGCAGCCUUGCAGACGAUGACUAUGACCAUGACGGGGACAGGGAUGAUGCGGACAUGCCAGGACACCCCGACUUUUAUGAUGAGGAUGAGGAGUUGGGGGAUGGACGCACGCACACGAGGGCCAGCGCCCGGGCGCACGGCAGCGGCUGUGCGCCGUCGGCGCGGCGGGGCAUGUCGGCGGCGGAGGCGGCGGAGGCGCAGCAGCGGACGUCCGACCCGUCGGCAAACGGUGGCGGCGCCGCCGGCCGUGUCGCUGCUUAUCCCGGUGGUGGCACUCGCACUGGCGGCGGCAGCCCUGGCGGCAGCCCUGGCGGCGGCGCCUCGCCGGGCCGUUCGUCUUUCGGCGACGGUGGCACGUGGGCCGUCGCCGGCGGCAGCGGCGGCGGUCGCGGCAAGUCGUUUGCGGACAUGUCGGCCCUUCUGUCGCAAGCACUGGCGGAGAGGCAGGAGCGCGAGCAGCACCGGCACCGCACCUACAGCGGCGCCGGCGCCGGCACUGCUCCGGCGUCGCCGCCGGGGGGCCCGGUCCUGGAGCCAGAGCGGGAGCGAUUCCGCCGCAGUUGCGGCGGCGGCGGCGCCGGCGGCGGUACUGCCCUCGCCAGCAGCACCAGCAUCCGUGCCGCGCCCUUCGCCGCCGCCAUGGACCUGCUGCACCAGCGGCAUGUGGACAGGCGCCAGCGCCAGGGCCAGCGCCACGGGCACAGGGACAGCCAGGGCCACGGCCAGGGUCACGGGCAACGGGACGGCCAGGGCCACGGGCACAGGGACGGGCACGGGCAGACGUCGCCGCCGGCUGCCGCUGCCGGCGGCUCUCUCAAGGCCGCAGGACCAGCAACGGCGGCGGCGGCGGCUGCGGCGGCUGCUGCGGCGGCGGCGCGGGGCGGUGCGCUGUUCCUGCGCCGCCAGGCCCCCCGCAGCAGCCGCCAAGCCCCGAGCCAGGCGGUCAGCGGUGGGCCUUUGAAAUACGGUGACGAAGGCCCGACCGGCCCGGAUCCGGAUUCGGAUUCCGAGCCCGGAAUCCUGGUGCACAACGACGGCGGCGAGCAACCCCCGCCCGUUGCUGGCGGCGCCGCGGCACCGCACGGCAUGACGCAGCCACAGCCGUUGUCACCGCUCACGCGUGGCGCGGUCUCGGGCGCCCUGGACAGUGACGCAGAGCGCACCUCCGCCGCCGCCACCGCCAGUGAGAGUGCCGGCCCGACUGCUGGCGGCGGCAGGACAGCGGUGGGAGGCGGCGGCGGCGGCGGCGGCGGCGGCGAUGUCGGCACAGCCAUAAGCGGCAGAACAGCUGGCGGCGAUGGCGGCAGCGGCGGCGGCCUCCACGGCGCAACGGCGGCUGCCGGCACUGUUGUGGGCGGCGCUGCCGGCACUGCGGUGGGCGGCGGUCGUGGCAAGUCGUUUGCGGACAUGUCGGCCCUUCUGUCACAGACGCUGGCGGAGCGGCACAGGCGGGAGCCGCACCGCCGCGAUGGCCCCGGCAGCCCCGGCCCCGGCGGCGCGAGCCCUGGCGGCGGCAGGGUAUCAGGCAGCGAUGCGCCUACCAGUCCCGGCUUAGCCGUGGUCAUGGGAGGCGGUGGAGGUGGAGGAGCAGGAGGAGGCGCCCGCGCCGCGCCAUUCGCGGCUGCGCUUUGCGUGAUGCAAAAGCAACAUGCGGAGCGGCAGCAGCAGCAGCAGAAGCAGCGACAGGAGAGGCAGCCGCGCGCGGCGGAUGAGGCAGCACGGGAGCCGGCGGCGGGCGGGCGGCAUCGCAGCCACAGCCACCACGCGGCGGGCGGGCACAUGUCAACCUCCACCUCCAGCCCCAUCCCAGACCUGCGAGCCAGGGGGGCUGCGGACGGCUUGCAGGCGGUCCAGUUCGAGGUCCGCAGUGUCAGCGGCGUUGACGACAGCGCGGGUGGGGCCUGCGGCCAGGGGUCUGAGCCUAUCGAGCCGCCCACAGAGCCGCCGCCGCCCUCGCCGCCGCCGCUCUCACCGGGACGGGCGGCGGCGGCAGCCGCGGCGCCGCACUCGCCUCGGAGCGGCGCCGCAGCCAAUCCAGCUGCUACCACGGCCGCAACAAACGCCGCCACCGCCGCCACCGCCGCCACCGCCACCGCAACAAAUGCGGCGGUCUCAACGGCAGCAAGCGGUGUUGGAAGGGGCGUCAAUGGCUCCGCAAAGGCCGGUGAGCCGUCUGCGCCGCUGCUGCCGCCAUCCGUGCUGCCGCGCACCGCAGCGGCGGCGGCGGCGGCUCGGCCUGGCGCCUCCACCGCCGCGAUCCUGGCGGGUGCCGCGGCCGCAAUUGGUGCCAUCACCAGUGGAGAACUCGAUGACGCGAGCGGCGGCGUUGAACUCUGCGGCACCACCGGCGGCAGCGGCGGCGGCCUCGACGGCGCAACGGCGGCUGCCGGCACUGUUGUGGGCGGCGCUGCCGGCACUGCGGUGGGCGGCGGUCGCGGCAAGUCGUUUGCGGACAUGUCGGCCCUUCUGUCACAGACGCUGGCGGAGCGGCACAGGCGGGAGCCGCACCGCCGCGAUGGCCCCGGCAGCCCCGGCCCCGGCGGCGCGAGCCCUGGCGGUGCCGACGGCGCCGACGGCGCCCAACGUCGCGGUAGCGCCGCCGCCGCCGCCGCCGCCGCCGCCAGCGGCACGCCCUCAGCGGCGCUGGUGACAGGUGCCACCGCCGUCAGUGCCGCUGCUAGGGACACCGCUGACGGAGGAUGAGGCGGUGGCGGCGGCGGGGUAUGAUGAGUCUGGGAUGGCCCCCAAGGUUCGAGUGCUGGGCCAAGAGUCCGUGCUGGGCACGGCGUGUGGGUGAAUGUGUGUGUGUGUGUGAUUGUUUGUGUGUGUUUGUGUGUGUGCACACCAAGACUGUCGCUUAGGCUUUGGCAGUCACCACAGAUGCUGGUGGGGGGGUCAUGCAGGUUCACCUUCCGGGCUGCCGUACAACUGCAGUCAGGUGUGCAGCUCAGCCCUGCCUUGGACACAAUUGGCAACGACGCAUUCUUAUUGCUGGAGCUCUCAUAUUCACGAACAAGCACAUUUCGUAUCGUUUUCCUGCCGAGCGCUUGCUGGCAGCUGCCGGCUAGCUGACGUGUACGUCAGGGGCGGUGUGACCCGUAUCAAAGGGGACACCAUGGACCUGGGCCGUGCGUCUUGUUUUCGACACGUUCAUUAGACCCGUCACAUCAGGUUCUGAUCCUCGAAUCGCAUAAGAAAAGGUUUCUCGAAAGCAAUUGAUAUUGGUAUUUGGUCAGGCGACGUCUGUGGGAUUGCGGUGCUCAACGCAAAUCAAUCCAACUUCAAGGCAUUCGCAGUGAAUCCUUUGCAUGUCUGCAUGGGGGGGCAUGAUACAUCUGCAGAAUGACGGCAAGGCCAAAAACAACACCUCUUGGUGCGACUGGUUGCGUUGCGUUGAUUGUCUUUGUGGUGCACAGCCUCGAGGGUCUUGGCACCCUCUGGGGCCUGUUGCAAUGGGCACCAUGGCCCUGGGUUGGAUUGGACACAGCCCGGCACAGGUUACGUUGGGCUUACCGCGUUGACGGCAUGGGGAGUAAAGGUGGGGGCCAAGCAUCGUGAGCGGGUUGUGGGCCGCACGUGUGCAUGAUCGAGUGCCGACUGCUGGGUUGGGUUGGGAAUGCCGGCUGUGUCAAGGGCACUCGCUCAAGGACGCACCGUGUUAUACAGAUUUCUGUUUAUUGCCGCCUUCAUUGUUUGAUACUUCACGAGCAUACGUGAGAUGUGGGACUACGGUAGAUGGAUCGGAUCGCCUGUGGUGACAGCCACGUGUGAAGACACGAACGCACGUCACAGCGGCGAACUGAACUGGCGCUGGCUGGAUGCGGCUGAUGGACCCAAGCGCAAAGAUGAUGGGCGAAUGUCGUGUGCACGGCUGGAUGCAGGCGUGUGGCGCAGACACAGACGUGGAAGGGAAGGAGGGAGGGAGGAAGUGUGCGCGGGCCCUGCGUGCGAUGAGAGUGGGAGGGCAGGGGAGGGCGAGUGGGUUGAGUGGUGAGGCCUAGGUGGCCCCUCCAUAUGCUGCAACAUGCAUAUCUCUGCCAGACCAAAGGCCUCCCAAGGCCUGCCUCAGUGCCUCCGCAGCGACGGGCCAUGGACGCGGCCAUACGUGCCACCAGUCCGCCACACGGAGUCACGGCGUGUGUCGCAAGACGGCCAGAGCUGCCGGUCUCAUGCCACCCAUCAACCCCUAGUAGUAUCGCUUGCAACUGUCGCCUCUG
Messenger RNA from Chlamydomonas reinhardtii, 10223 nucleotides. RefSeq lists its product as uncharacterized. The record is from RefSeq and is a predicted model, not a curated record. NCBI's taxonomy places the organism in Eukaryota, Viridiplantae, Chlorophyta, Chlorophyceae, Chlamydomonadales, Chlamydomonadaceae. The coding region runs from base 241 to 8709 and encodes 2822 amino acids. The transcript has 7 exons.